This is a messenger RNA of Corticium candelabrum, 5720 nucleotides long. RefSeq names its product unconventional myosin-Va-like. The record is from RefSeq and is a predicted model, not a curated record. The transcript has 24 exons. Bases 81 to 5459 code for a protein of 1792 amino acids. Lineage: Eukaryota; Metazoa; Porifera; Homoscleromorpha; Homosclerophorida; Plakinidae. Gene Ontology annotation, cellular component: myosin complex; actin cytoskeleton; vesicle. Gene Ontology annotation, biological process: actin filament organization; vesicle transport along actin filament. Gene Ontology annotation, molecular function: ATP binding; actin filament binding; microfilament motor activity.
UUUGACACAGUACAAGCGGUGGCCGGACGUCUCCGCCUUCACUCUGGCCUGCUCAUCAACACGUGUCGUUCGUUGGGAGAAUGUCGACCGCCGAACUCUAUUGCAAAGGAGCACGAGUCUGGAUUCGAGAUGAGGAAACGGUGUGGAAAGGAGCGGUUGUAUGUCAGGGGUGGGAUGAUAGGAAGUUGUCUGUAGAGGAUGAAACUGGGAAGGAGUACAUCCUUACUGACCUGCCACAUUUACGUAACCCAGACAUUCUGGUUGGAGAGAAUGACUUGACAACUCUAAGCUAUCUUCAUGAACCGGCAGUCUUGUAUAAUCUGGAUGUUCGAUUUAUGCAGCAACAGGCAAUAUAUACAUACUGUGGGAUCGUUCUUGUAGCUGUGAAUCCGUAUCAUUUGUUGCCGAUUUAUGGAGCUGAUGUUAUUGAUGCGUAUCGAGGCCAACAGAUGGGACAGAUGGAUCCACACAUCUUUGCUGUGGCUGAAGAAGCAUUUAGGAAGAUGGCCAGACAAGGUAAAAAUCAGUCAAUUAUCGUAAGUGGAGAGUCCGGUGCAGGAAAGACAGAAAGUGCCAAGUACACGAUGAGAUACUUUGCAUCAGUGGGUGGAGCAGCAGCAGACACACAGAUUGAGAAGAAAGUUCUUGCCUCGAACCCAAUCAUGGAGGCCAUUGGAAAUGCCAAAACAAUACGAAAUGAUAACAGCAGUCGUUUUGGCAAGUACAUCCAGAUUGAUUUUGAUCGCAAUCAGCACAUCAUUGGUGCGAACAUGCGGACGUAUUUGCUGGAGAAAUCGCGAGUCGUUUUUCAAGCCGAUGGAGAGAGGAACUACCACAUCUUUUAUCAGUUGUGUGCCAGCAGGAAGCAAAGUCAAUUGCAGGGACUGAAGUUGGCUGCAGCUACUGAUUUUGUCUACACGAGACAGGGUGAUUGCUUUGAGCUGGAUGGAGUAGAUGAUUCAGUUCAGUUUGAAGGAACGUGUGCGGCUCUGUCACUUCUGAAUGUACCAUCAGAUCAACAAAGAGCAAUAUUUAGAGUGCUGGCAGCUAUUUUGCACAUGGGGAAUGUUGUGUUCAUGGUAAAGAACAGACGUAGUGAUGAUGCUUCUGUCAAGAGUGACUCCGCUAGUUUAUUGACAUGUGCCAGUCUCCUUGGUGUUGACACAGCCAUGCUCAUGAAAUGGCUUUGCAACAGGAAAAUUAUCACAGCCAAAGAGACGUACGUCAAACCAUUGACUGUGGAACAGGCGCAAGGAGCCCGUGAUGGAUUAGCCAAGCACCUCUAUGCACAGUUGUUCAACUGGAUCGUCAUCCAAGUCAACAAGACUCUGACCAGUACACUUCGGAAGACGUCAUUCAUUGGCGUACUCGAUAUCUAUGGAUUUGAGACGUUCGAAGUAAACAGUUUUGAACAGUUUUGUAUCAACUAUGCGAACGAAAAGCUUCAACAACAGUUUACACAGCACGUUUUCAAACUAGAACAAGAGGAGUACACUAGUGAGAAGAUAGAGUGGUCGUUUAUUGAUUUUUACGAUAAUCAACCUUGUAUAAAUUUGAUUGAAUCAAAACUUGGAGUCCUGGACUUACUGGAUGAAGAGUGCAAGAUGCCCAAAGGCAGUGACAAGGGCUGGCUUCAAAAACUGUACAGGAACUUAGAGAAUCACAGUCAUUUCUCAAAGCCUCGUCUUUCUAACACAGCUUUCAUCAUCAGCCAUUUUGCUGACAUGGUUGAGUAUGAAAGUGAUGGCUUUCUCGAGAAGAACAAAGAUGCUAUUGUACAGGAACACAUUGCACUUUUGAAGGCAAGUGAGCAUGAGCUGGUAGGAGAACUGUUUGAAGAUCAGACAAAGAAGAAGCAGUCGAAACCAGGACAUUUACACCACACUGGAUCGGAUAGGACUGUAUCGUGGCAGUUUCGUGAAUCGCUUACUGCCUUAACGACCAUCCUCAAUGGCACAACUCCUCACUACGUCCGUUGUAUUAAACCAAACGACAUGAAGAUGGCAUUUGCGUUUGAGCCCCAUCGAGCUGUCCAGCAGCUGAGGGCUUGUGGAGUGUUGGAGACAAUUAGAAUUAGUGCUGCAGGAUACCCUUCAAGAUGGACUUACGAGGAUUUUUUUGAUCGUUAUCGUGUGCUUAUUCACUCAUCUCGUGUCAAGCGGAAAGCAGUUAGGGAGACAUGUGAAGCUGUGUUGCGGACUCAUAUUAAGGAUUCUGACAAGUUUCAAUUUGGUUUGCGGAAGAUUUUCUUUCGAGCCGGUCAGGUAGCUUAUAUGGAGAAGUUGCGAGCGGACAAGCUGACGACAAGUGGAGUGAUGAUACAGAAACACGUGAAAGGUUGGCUGCAGAGGACGUCGUAUUGUAGGCAGAAGCAAGCAGCUAUUAAAAUGCAGGCGUGGGUUCGUGGAUUUCUCGCUAGAAGGUUGGCUAAAUUUUUGCGUGAAACUCGAGCUGCCACGUGUAUACAGCGAUUCGUUCGCGGUUGGUUGGCUAAGAAGAAAUACCAGAGAAUCAGAGCAGCAGUUGUGUUGCUACAGAAGUUUACACGUGGGAUGUUUGCUCGGUGUUUGUAUCAUGAGAUGAGACGUCAUGCCAAGGCUACCAUCUUACAGAAGUGUUACAGAGGAUAUCUGGCGAGGAGGGAGUACAAGGGAAGUAGAAAGGCAAUUAUCUAUUUGCAGUGUUGUGUUAGGAGAAUGAGAGCAAAGAGGGAGCUGAAACAAUUGAAGGUUGAAGCUCGUUCUGUCGAUCACUACAAGAAGCUGAAUGUCGGUCUUGAGAACAAGAUUAUCUCCUUACAGAUGAAAGUUGAUCAAUUGACUCAGGAAGCUCAAACACUGCACAGUCACGACGCAGAGCUUGUUUCAGCUCGUGCAGAGGUAAAGGCAUUACGUGAUCAAGUUGUAAUUUUCAAGCAGUCAGCCAACCACACUGUUGAACUGACACAAGAGCUGGAACGUGUGAAACAAGAACGAGAAGCACUCGAAAUCAAAGUUAAUGAACUGCAGACAUCUCUGACAGCAAGCAGUGCGAAACACGAGGAAGACAUUAAUUUAUGGCAAGAGAAAAUUAACAACUUAAAAGAACAGCUGGAAAGUGAACAAGAGAGGCGACGUUUAGGAUCUCAGUCGGAAGAAGUUCAUGUGCAAGAUGCAAUAUCAAGCGAAAGGAAACGGCUGAUGAGUGAAUUUGAAGCUGAAAGGGUACAUCAUCAACACACUUUGAGAGAGCAAACACGAUUGACUCAACGUAUAGAAAACAUGACAGAGGAACAUAAAAUGAUGUCUCAUGAGAUUGGUCGUCUACAGGCUUUGCAAGGCAGUAUGAUGAGUGUGGCAAGUGAGGAGGGAAGCCAACGACCGUCACGCGCAGGAUCAUUAGAUAACAUUAUGGAAGACGUUUCAGCAAGACAGAUUACUGAGGUCCAGUUGAUUCUCAAGUUGAAGGCAAGGAUUCGUGAGUUGGAAGGUCGUCAAGAUGGUGAUACGUCUCCUGAUAUUGACCAACGAUCACAUUCAUUGGAGGCAGAGAAUGGUGCCUUACAGCAAGCAGAGCUCACAGGUGUGUCUCAUGAAAUUGUAGAGAGAAAGGAAGCGUUGGAAAAUGAGAACGCUACUUUGAAGGAUCAGUUGAACUCUGGCCAGUCGUCUCUGGAAAUUCAGGAGAAGCGACAUUCACGUGGGGUCGACGGAAUAGCAUCGAGUCAAGACGAUUCAUUAGUUUUACAAUUUGAUGAUGUUGGUAUGCAGAGAGCUUACGAAGAAAUGAGACUUCAGAUUGACUCACUUAUGACUGAGAAUGAAAGAUUGAAGACUGAGAAUAUGAGACGAAGCAGUAGUGAUGCAGAAGCUGCAGUAAACUUGCAGAAACACACUGUAACUGAAGUGAUGGUUGAUGAUGAACGAGAUGCUGUCCAGCAGAUUACUGCUCUUAAGGAAGCAAACCAGUUACUUCAAACUGAAUUGGAAGCUGUUCAGAUACAGGCAAAAGACAUAACUGAAUUGACAGCCAAGAAUCAAAGUCUGGAAAAGAAGCUGGCAAGGAGGAGCGGCUCACACAAUGUAACUGUUAUUGACCAGAAGUUGCAGCAGGAGGUGACUCGACUCACAGUAGAGAAUCUGGACUUAAGAGAAGAAAAUGAGAAUUUGGUAGCCAAGCUGAAAGUCAUAGUACAGAAACCACAAGUACAGGCACCACGUUUACCAGCAGAUGGUGUAGAUGGUCUAGAUGAUAAGAAUAUUACUGAAACGAAGGUGGAAGAAGAUCGUACUGCAGCUGUUGAGCCUCAAUACUUGGGCAUGUUUGAAUAUGCUCAGCAAGAUGAAGCUCGUCUGUUGAGAAAACUGAUUGUUGAUCUGAAUCCAAGUGUGAUGGCAGACUCACUUCCUGGUCUUCCUGCUUAUGUACUUUUUAUGUGUCUUCGAUAUUGCGACCAUAUUGGUGAUGAAAUGAGAAUUGAAAGUCUAUUGACUGGAUUGAUAACGAAUGUGAAGAAAGUUAUGCAGAAGUGUCAGACUGAUGACGGUGUUGUUGCCUUCUGGUUUGCAAAUGUCUGUCGAUUCAUGCAAAAUAUGAAGCAGUACAGUGGAGAGCAGGUAUCUGGUGUUAAUUAUUCUGAGACUUUGCUCAGUCAAAGUUUGAAGAACUUUGACUUGACCGAGUAUCGUCAUGUAGUCAGUGACUUGGCAGUUCACAUUUACCAGAAUUUAGUCAAGAUUGAACAGGACAAGAUACAACCAAUGAUAGUGCCUGGACUAUUAGAAUACGAAUCAAUUCCCGGUGUAUCACAUUCGAAACCAUUUGGUCUUCGCAAUGUCAGUGGAAAAGGCAAAGGGCGAGGCAGUCAAUCACCAGGUGCUGAAGCAUGUACCGUCAACUCAAUUAUCAAAGAGUUAUCCCGAGUGAUGGAAACGUUAUCAAGACAAUGUAUUGAUCCUCAACUGGUGAAGCAGAUUUUUCGACAAAUUUUUUACACCAUUGGUGCAUACAUGCUCAACAAUCUCUUACUACGCAAAGAUAUGUGUCAUUGGUCACGUGGUAUGCAGAUACGGUACAACCUGACGCAGUUGGAAGAAUGGUGUAGACACAGUGGACUGCAAGACAGCGGUGCUAUGGAAUCGCUUUGUCCGAUUGUGCAAGCCACUCAGCUGUUGCAAGUCAGCAAGAGAGCACAGAGCGACGUAGCGGCCAUAUUUGAGAUGUGCACGGCGCUGAACCCACUUCAGAUUCAGAAAAUCUUGACCAUGUAUACACCAGUCAAUGAAUUUGAGGAGCGAGUGCCUGUGUCUGUCAUUCGAGCUGUCGUUGCUCAAGGCGCCGACCGUGCCGACCCAUCACGACUUAUGAUGGACAUUAGCUUUAUGUAUCCAGUGACGUUUCCAUUCGUUCCUGUAGACGUCAAUCUUGGGUCAGUCACAGUGCCCAGUAAGUUAAAACUGAAUUUCUUGAAGAAGAUUUGAUGUCAUCAUGGCUGAGUUGGGUCUCAGGCAUAUUCUUAGUUUGAUGCAUAUUUUGUGGGAUGAAGAGAAUGAUUGAGAUAGUGGUGACGUUUUAUGUACGGGGUUUUCUCGAUUUGAGUUUCUAUGCUGGCUGAUUGAUAACAAACCGUGAAAUGGUUUGUAUUGUAGGUAUUUAUCAUCUGCCAUACAGAGUUAUGUACUGUACCAUUAUUUAAUUAAUAGAGAUUGUGUAGGUAGAGGAAAUUGGAAGGUGAAAUGUGU